GGGAGCAAUAAAGAGGCACCAGAAAAAGAUUUCUUUCCCUCUCAAAAUCUCCCUCCGGAAAAACUCAAGAAGUAAGAUGGGAACCUCAUCGAAGGAAGAACAGGCCUCCGACGCCGACACCUCGAGCGGCGACGCUCCUCCCUCCGACACCAGUUUGUUCUUCGAGGGCGAGCGCGUCCUGGCCUAUCACGGCCCUCGCAUCUACAAGGCCAAGGCACGCCUUUCUCCUCUUCUCUUUCCCUUCUUCAUUUCCAUGAUUUCUUCUUACUCUCUUCGUUUUCUAAUUGUUUUCCUUCUCUACAUACUGCAUCUUCACCGCUUUCUUUACUCCUGUGAACCUUCUUGCUUCGUUUUGUUAUUUCUGUGGUUUUACUCGGUUUUUCGUUUCAGAUUUCUGAGAUUUAACUCCUUGUUUCGUUUGCUGAAGAAUUUGUUUGAGAUAAUGUUGAGCGAUUUGCUUUUUUCGGACCGGACAACAUAAUUUGUAGCUCCUGGAGACCGAUUGGUGGAAUUAGGGUUUUUAUGGUUACAACCUUUUUAAUGUUAUUGAUUUGUACUAGAUAGAAUUAUUUUAUGCAAAUUAUUAUGUUUAACAUGCUAAAAUGUAAAUGCUGUUAAUGUUAUUGUUUAUUGUUCUAAAAGCAAUUAUUUAUAAGCCACAAUGUAGUUGGGUUAUAUUUGCGUAAGUUUCAUUUAGAUGCUUGAUGAGUAUAGAAGAUCUAAGCGAUCACUUACUUGUUCUGUCUAUUUUUGUGGUCUAUGAUAAUGACGAUCAUUGUUCUUACAUAGUGGUUGAUUGUGACGAAUUGACAAUUCAUACAUAGGUACAAUUGCUUAUUGCGUAAUCAAAAUUGUUCAGUUUGUAAGAUCUAUGUAAUGAAUUUGAUUUGUUAUAUGAAUGCAUUGAGUAAAAGGAUCUUUGGAGUGACAUAAAACAAGUAGACUAACCUAUAUAUGGACUCCAUGUGAUUGGUAGAGAGAAACUCUAAUUUCCUAUAGUUAUGGUAGGAUGAAAGGUUAAUGUUUAGAGGCCAAUCACUGUCUUUUUUUAUUUUAUUGGGUGUAUGAAGACAAGAUAGCCUCUAGAAGCCAAAGAUCAAGUGGUGCUGAGAUUGUCUGGCAGUAGAGAAAGAUUGAUUGUUUGAGGUAUUAGUUGUUAUGUCAAGAGUAAGGGGAUCGAAUGGCUGUAUUUUUUGAUUACUGAGAUUAGGACUUGGUAAGAAGAACUGAACUGAUUAUGUUGCCGAAAAGUUGAAAGGUGAGGUAUUGAAGAAAAGAGGAGCCAAACAGAUACAAAUAGUUCAAAGAAUCUAUUAUAAAUUAGAACAGUUAAA
Molecule: messenger RNA, 1334 nt
Organism: Rubroshorea leprosula
Lineage: Eukaryota; Viridiplantae; Streptophyta; Magnoliopsida; Malvales; Dipterocarpaceae
Source: the annotation of a GenBank genome assembly